CUGACAUUUUUCUUUUUACCGAUGAACACCACGCGAGUCGGAUGGAAUUUUAAAAGUUGAGAAAUAUAUUAUUUUUUAAUUAAAUUAAGAAUUUAUAAAAUUAAAAUAAAUAUAAUCCUGCCUAAAAAUGUUCGUUUUAUACGAAACACCGGCAGGUUAUGCCAUAUUCAAGAUUCUGGAUGAAAAGAAAAUUACUGAAGUCGAUAAUUUAUAUCUAGAAUUUCAAACACCUGAAAAAGCAAAUAAAUUGUUAAAACUUAAACAUUUUGAAAAAUUUAAUGACACCACCGAAGCUUUGGCUGCAGCAACAGCUGCUGUGGAAGGAAAAAUUGCCAAGCCCCUUAAGAAAACACUUAAAAAAUUGUUUGGUGAAGAUGUUCAACAAUCUCUUAUGGUUGCUGAUGCAAAACUUGGCAAUGCUAUUAAAGAAAAGUUUGCUGUGCAAUGUGUGUACAAUACCGGUGUUCAGGAGCUCAUGCGUUGCAUCAGAAAUCAAUCUGAUAGUCUGCUAAGUGGGUUGCCAAAAAAAGAAAUGACUGCUAUGGCCUUGGGUUUGGCUCAUUCCCUCUCAAGAUAUAAGCUUAAAUUCUCCCCGGAUAAGAUAGAUACUAUGAUUGUACAAGCUCAAUGCCUUCUGGAUGAUUUGGACAAAGAGCUGAAUAAUUAUGUUAUGAGAGCCAGAGAAUGGUAUGGUUGGCAUUUCCCUGAACUUGGAAAGAUUAUCACCGAUAAUGUGUCUUUUGUGAAAACAAUUAAACUAGUAGGAACUAGGGAGAACAUGUCCAAAACAGAUUUAUCUGAUAUUCUUCCUGAGGACAUUGAAGAAAGUGUAAAAGAAGCUGCAGAAAUUUCAAUGGGAACCGAAAUUUCUGAAGAAGAUAUCAUGAAUAUACAAGCUCUUUGCGAUGAAAUUAUUUCAAUAACAUCCUACAGAACGCACUUGUAUGAUUACCUAAAGACGCGCAUGAUGGCAAUGGCACCCAAUUUGACAGUUCUUGUUGGUGAAACUGUUGGAGCGCGGCUUAUUGCACAUGCUGGUUCGUUAAUCAACUUAGCCAAGCAUCCCUCAUCAACAUUGCAAAUAUUGGGAGCUGAAAAGGCUCUUUUCAGAGCUCUUAAAACUAAGAAAGAUACUCCCAAAUACGGUCUUAUUUUCCAUGCUCAGUUAGUUGGCCAAGCCAGUUUGAAGAACAAGGGUAAAAUGUCGAGAUCUUUGGCAGCGAAGGCUUCUUUGGCAACCAGAGUCGAUGCUUUCGGUGAGGAGGCAACAUUUGAAACUGGUGUUGCACACAAAGUUAAACUUGAAGCUCGUUUGAGGCUUUUGGAAGAAGGAAACUUACGCAAAUUAUCAGGAACUGGUAAAGCUAAAGCUAAGUUUGAAAAGUAUCAAGUUAAAAGUGAGGUUCUCACUUACCAGACAGAAGCUGAUAGUACUUUGAGUGCGAAAAAAAGGAAACGUUCAGAAGUUGAGGCUGAACCUGAGAAUAAUGUUUCAGUUAAAAAAGAAGAACCAAUGGAAGAAGGAGCAGAAGAAGAACCAAGUGCAUCCAAACCCAAAAAGAAGAAAAAGAAGAAGCAAAAAAGCGAAAGCGAAAAUAACUGAAGAGUUAACUUUAAUCAAAAUGUUAUUAUUAACUGGCGUUUUGUCCUUUAAUUGUACCUACUUUAUUUUUUAAGUAAAUACAUUUAAUAAAUCUUAA
Eupeodes corollae is the source of this 1700-nucleotide messenger RNA. RefSeq names its product nucleolar protein 58 (gene nop5). The transcript is spliced from 6 exons. The record is from RefSeq and is a predicted model, not a curated record. NCBI's taxonomy places the organism in Eukaryota, Metazoa, Arthropoda, Insecta, Diptera, Syrphidae. Gene Ontology annotation, cellular component: box C/D methylation guide snoRNP complex; small-subunit processome. The coding region runs from base 128 to 1603 and encodes 491 amino acids. Gene Ontology annotation, molecular function: snoRNA binding.